Messenger RNA from Effrenium voratum, 1230 nucleotides. NCBI's taxonomy places the organism in Eukaryota, Dinophyceae, Suessiales, Symbiodiniaceae. The record is from the annotation of a GenBank genome assembly.
AUGGGUGAGGAUAGUCCCCUUAGCCCGGGCUCGCCGGCAGAGCAGGACGUGCAGCUCCUGAGCCCCUCCGCCGCCAACUACGUGAAGGUGAAGCUGGAGCGCCUCGGGGAGGUGGAGAGCUUCCGCGGUCUCAGCCUGGACCCUCCGCCGCCUGUGGACCUGCCGGCGCAACGCCUCGCGGAGGCGGCGCUGACGCGGCUGCUGGCCUAUGCGCGGGCACCAGGCGAGCUGGCCACCUUCUUGGCCACCGAGCUGCACGUGACCAAGCUCCGUGCCAAGAGCGCCUUGUGCGUCCUGGGCGAGCCGGCCGACUCCCUGUUCAUCCUAGUGGAUGGCUAUGCGCGCGUGUACUCCAAGGAGAUCGGCCCGGUGGGGGUGCUGGGCCCGGGCGCCAUGGUGGGCACCACGGCGCUGCUGGGGCUGCUGCACGUGCGCACCUGCACCGUGCUGGCGCUCCAGGAGUGCGCGGUCAUAGAGGUCCGACAGGACAUCCUCGAACGCACCAAGUUCCGGCGCAUCAAGGAGAGUCUUCUGCUGCUGGCCUACGAGCGGUGCCAGCAGAGCCAGCAGCUCAUGCCGAUGGCGGCCUUGCCCUUGGGCAUCCCGGCGGGCGACGCCUGCGGCGCACUCCUGGGCCUGCACGCGGAGCGGGUGGACCUGGCCCCAGGCGACGUGCUGUGGCCCUUCCCGGACAGCCACCCCUCGGGCCCCCACUUCAGCGUCUUGGUCUCCGGCACUGCGGACUUGGAGAUGGCCAGCGGCAAGCCCAUCACGCGGCUCAGGGCAGGUAGUUACAUCCCAGAAGGCCUUCUAGCAGAGAACGGGGCAUUAGUGCGGGCGAACUCCACCUGCUUGGCCUACCGGGUGCCGCAGUAUGACUUGCUGGUGACAGUGGGCUCCCAACCUGAGUGCCGAGAAUGGUAUGACCGGUGCAGGGGUCUGGAGCAGCAAGUGCGGCAGUCGCUGCUCCCGCGGCUGCGCAACGCGAAGAGCGACAGCCGGAGCGCGAGCCGCACGCUGUCCAGCCCCAGCCGGCGCCCGGCCAAGGCACCCGUGUGCGUGCUGAAGGCUCCCCCGGUCUUUCCCGUGGAGGCGAUCCGAAAGAGCCCCGCCAGAAGGAGGGACCCCCGCGAGAUGCGCCGGAGCGCUUCGAAACCCGAGGGCCGGCUCCGCACGCCCACGCCCGGCUCCGGAGCGCGGCUGCUCCGCGGGGUUUGGCAUGGGACCUGA